Messenger RNA from Alternaria incomplexa, 1578 nucleotides. RefSeq lists its product as uncharacterized. Bases 1 to 1578 code for a protein of 525 amino acids. The record is from RefSeq and is a predicted model, not a curated record. Lineage: Eukaryota; Fungi; Ascomycota; Dothideomycetes; Pleosporales; Pleosporaceae. The transcript has 2 exons.
AUGACUCCUCCCUACCAGAGUCGACGAGAGCGCCUUGAGAUUGAGGUGAUGAACCGGCUGCUACGAGAGCCAAAUUGGCAGCCCUUCCUGAGAGAGGAGGUAAAUGCCGCCAACAAGUUCAGAGCUACGCGGGCCUACAAGACACACCGAGAAGCAUACGACAACAAGAACAGCACACCCGCUGCCUCUACGUCCAAGCCUGGUGAGACUCCGCCAGCUAAGCAUCAAGCUGGUGACGGAAAGAAACUCCCCGCUGCACCGAAGACACCGCCUGCUGCCUCUACGCCUAAGCCAUGUUACACUCUCCCAGCUGAGCAUGGAACCGGCGACGGAAAGGAACCACUAGCAUCCAAGACACCGCCCAUCUCAACCGCAGCGCCCAUCUCAACUGCAGCCAACAUCUCGCCUGCAGCGCCUAUCUUACCCGCAGCGCCUAUAUCAACCGCAGCCAACAUGUUAACCGCAGCUAAUAUCUCAACCGCAGCGCCUAUGCCAACCGCAGCGACUAUCUUAACCGCAGCGCCUAUGCCAACCGCAGCCAACAUGCCAACCGCAGCGACCACCGCACCUACUGUAACACCUGGCACGCAGAUCCAGCAUGACUGCUCUCCUCCUCCGAACAACGAUGACCACGAAGAAUAUGGCGUCGCCAUCCCGUUCAGUCAGAGUAGCGCGCAGCCCCCAGAGCCAGAGUCUCGGAAACGGGUGAAGCUGACUGUCGACUUGUCGCAGCCACCAAGCCAGUCGGACAUUAAGGCAAUGCAGAUUACCAAGGCAACAGAUUUGGAUCGCGCAUCGGAUUACAUCCUGAAGCUGACCCUCCGAAUGGAUACGUGUCCACGGGCGGGGAUGCUCCGUGACGUCGUUCACAUGGCGGUGCAGCAAUAUCAAGAGUCCGACGGUGCCAUACCGCUGCGUCUUCUUCCGCUCGGACCGUGGCCAAUCAGCCUCGCCUCUAUGAUCGAGGUGUGCCAAGCCAAGAUGUGGCUGUCCGGCACGACUAUCGACUUCGUUGUCGAGAGAUGUGGCAGUUCACGGGGGUACUCACCGGAGGUCGUAUACGAGGAAACAGUGCAGCAAGAGGCAGCUGACUGCGGGGUCUUCGCAGCGUGGAACGUGAGGACAUUACUUCACAGUGACCAGCCCGCGAAGUCGGCCUCCGACGCCUUGAGCCUUGGUAUGGCACUCCCACGGGAGCUCUUCACCGAAGCACACAGCACUAUCAGCAGCCGUGAUCCCCCUUACUGCUCGAGCCAGGCUGCGCUCGAUGCGCACAUCGAGCAUCUAUCUGGCGACAUGCGCAACCCGACUGGCAUUAGCCCGAAUAGCAACCACCACAACGAUGACAAGAGCAAGGACCCUGACGACAACGACUAUGACAGUGACAGCAGCGACGGCUACGCUGAGCGGAUAUCUCACUCUCCUAAGAUUCGACAUCAUCUUACGCAGCAUGACCUCGACGAGCAGGACAUCAUUGUCCGUAGCGAAGCCGUCGCCAUUCUCGAACACAAGACGCAGAACCUUCCGUAUCAAUCCGUACCAGAUUUCAGUGGUCGCAAACACGAAGCUCUCAUGUGA